UCACGGUAACCAGUUUUUGUUUGCGUUUUGGGCAAUAUUCUAAGGAUUAGGCCGCUUUGAGGUAUAAUAUCGAAUAAUAGGCUUAAUAGUAAUAAUAGCUAAAUUGCAUGCAUUUUAAAGUAAAUAUCAUAGCGAAUUUGAAACAUAUAGAACUAAAAAAACAUCUAUCUACUGAGGACAAUGUCCUCUUUUAAAUGGUUUAAUUUUUAUUAAAAUCAGCCAAGUAUUUGCACAGAAAAUGCAAGUUAAAGUGAGCCAACCAUUUUUAAAGGUCAUCUGAUCAGCUGACACCUACAGCUACACCGGCGAUUUUUUAGUCUUGUCUUGGUGUAUGCUAUUACCUGGCACGAUGCAAUAUUCCUGGCGAUUUGCAAUUCAAUUCCACUUUUGAGAGAUGUAAAUUUGGGCGCUGUGAAACGUUUGUACUUAUUAAAUUUACGAAUGUUUUCUUAUACAUACAUUUCAGAAAUUCAGGAUCGGAUUGGAAGUUACAAAAAAAAUUGCAUCGUUUAAAACCGUGUUUUAUAGUUAGCAAAGGCCCCUUGUAAUUCACUGAAGAGCCUACCGUUGUAGAAUAAGACGAAAUAAUUAUAAAAAUAAAACGGCUUCAAAUGACAACGCUCAUGAAAGUCAACAGUUUGAAUGCUAGUUAGCGUGAAUAAACAAAAUCUGUAUCCUGUACGUAAGUAGUGCAUGGAUUCAACACACAUUAAUGUCACACAAGGAAAUCAAAUAUAAAUUUGAUUAUUAAUAAAGUAUUAGUAGAGUCUAGUUAUAUUAAAUGCCUUUCUCUGCUAAUGACUUUCUCGUCAACUUAGACAGGUAGUCAAGUAUGUCUCAUUACUCAAACUGAUGACACUUACGAAAUUUACUUUUGAUAUGCAAAUAAUGCUUCGGAAUACUGAGGCACAUUGACAUUUCAAAGUGGAGGGCUUGGUACAUAUAAACCUUACCUACCAACUUUGUGUAACCAGUUGGCCUUCGCUCUUCAGGAAAGGAACUACAGACACAAAAUUUUCAUUAGUUUACCAGGCUUUCGUGAAGCAUGUACUUUCUACUAAAGUCGCCUUUCUGCCUCUCAGUUGCAUCACUCAUCCUAAUGGUGUGUUGUCAAAUCCUCCUUGCAUCUUCAUCUGAUACAGACAAGAUAAAGAAUGUUGAGUCACAUUGCGGUUGUCGUGUUAUGUACAAGCCUGUGGGGUGUGAAAAAGACAAACGUAAUGACAGGGCUCUGCCAGAGAUGUUGAUCGAUGAGAGAGAUAGAUCCAGUAGCCACUACAAUGGUUUUGAUGUUGACUGGGAUAACUGGGAUGAAUAUUUACCUGCUUUUACAUGUCGCUGUGCUGAGGCAGCCAUGAAGAAAGGGUAUAAAUAUUUUGGACUGCAGUACUGGGGGGAAUGUUGGAGUGGUCCGUCACCAGCAGCCGAUAAUGAAUAUGAUAAACAUGGACCUGCGGAUGAAUGUUACGAUCCACAGUAUGAGAGAUGUGCAGAAACAUCCACUAACUGUGUUGGAGCUGAAAAUGAGAAUUUCGUCUACGAAAUACAAUACUUUAAUUGCCCAGUAAAAUUCGAGCGUGUUGGCUGCUAUAAAGACAAUGGCAAACGACCUUUGACUGAUGAAAUUUUGACUGAUCGACAAAAAAACCUUGCCAUAUCGAGUGGAAAAACUGAGGAUUGGAAACAUUUUUAUGCGUAUUUGCCUGACUUCGCCUGCAGAUGUGCAACAAAGACUGUGGAUAAGGGAUGGGAUACUUUUGGUGUGCAGUAUUAUGGUGAAUGUUGGUCAGGAGAGAACGGUCAUGAGAAAUAUGCAGAAGAAGGGGAGUCUUCAACAUGUGUGAACGGAUGUUUUGAGCCAUGUGGUAGUUCUGAUCCAUUCUGUACUGGAAAGGAGAAAACUAACUUCGUCUACCGUGUUAUCUAAAAAGGUGGCGUUGGCAACUUCACGUUCAAUAUUGUUUUACAGCUUGAUAAAAAGUGAUUAUGUAUAAUCUUUACAAAUCCAAUUAGUAUUGUCAAUUAAUUAUACAACACACACGAUAUUUCACAUUUUCUAAUGGUAUAACCAAAUCAAUGGAUUAUGAAUUAUUAGUUGCGGCUUUGCUUAUUAUUAGUUAUAUCAAUCAUCAUUAGUAUAAUAAUUAUCCAAAUUUAUAAUAAUCAUGCAUCUCAA
Molecule: messenger RNA, 2176 nt
Organism: Dendronephthya gigantea
Lineage: Eukaryota; Metazoa; Cnidaria; Anthozoa; Malacalcyonacea; Nephtheidae
Exons: 8
Coding region: 1046-1927 (293 amino acids)
Source: RefSeq, a predicted model, not a curated record